AGCCAACUCCAAAAUCAUAUCGUUGCAAACUCGAAUUUGUCAAAACCUCCCACGACAAUGGCGGAACCUUCCCUCGCCGAUCUAACCCACCACCUUCCUCUGCAACUAAUCAAAUCAGAGACGAUUCCACCUUCUCCAAAUAUCUCGGAAUCCGGAUCUUCCGCCGUCGAUUGGUUGCCGGACUUUGCCGGAUACUCAUGGAUUGCUUACGGAGCUACCUCUCUCCUAGUUAUCUCUCACUUCCCUUCCCCUCUCUCCCCGCACCAGUCUCGCAUUGGCCCUAUCUUCCGCCAAGUCUUCGAACUCCUCCCUUCCUCCGAUGUAGUCUCCGCUGUAUGGUCGCCGGCGAUUCCUUCUUCCGGCGAUCUCGCUGCCGCCGCUGAUAAUCGCAUUUUUCUCUUUCAGUAUGAUCCUUCUCCAGGUUCUUUUUGUUGGAGCCAGACUGCUAUGCUGGUGCAAUCUACCAAGGUUCAGGCCAUGGUGUGGACGGGCUCCGGAGAUGGGAUAAUAUCAGUGGGAAAAGAAGUAGUUUUAUGGAAAAGAAACAUCAAAUCUUGGGAAAUAGCAUGGAAGUUCAGAGUGAAAGUCCCUCAAACUUUGGUUUCAACGACUUGGUCCCUUGAAGGACCUUCAGCAUCUGGUGUAUAUCCUACUAAUUUCCGUGCUGAAGGAUUAGCUACUGUACCCUGUAAGGAGAGUGUUCAUGUAACUGUAUUCCAGUACGAUGGGAAAUCUGGAUAUGUUGCUACUGAAUUACAGCAUCCUCAACCUGUUUUGGCAAUACAGUGGAGACCUUGUGGAGGACGCCAACUAAAUGGAGAUGUUCUUUAUGCACGAAGGCAUGUUCUGCUAACGAGCUGCUUAGACGGGGCUGUCAGGUUGUGGUGUGAGAUUGAUGACAGCAGGAGGAAAGGGAGUAAGGAUAACCGUGAAACAUCAACUCCUGGACGAUAUUUUUGUGUGGUUGCCGUCAUUGAAAUUAAUCAGUCGCUGGGUGGUACUCUGGGAAAAGAUAAUUUUUUAGAUUGGGCUCUGGAAUUAGGCGGCAUAGUUUCUGUCGGAGAUGGACUUAACCAAGUUUUCACUAAUGAGAGAUGCCAAAAUGAUGAGGUAGGCAGUUGUGAAUGGUUGAUUGCGAUUGGUCCUGGGCAGCUCACGUUCUGGGCUGUGCACUGCCUUGAUGACAUAGCUACAAUGCGGUCUCCACGGGUGACAUUAUGGAAGAGACAGAAAGUAACAGAGCCUGAUAUGAAAAUCUCCUGUAGAAACAAUGGUCCAAGGUGUUAUGGAGGAUCUUAUUUUAAUAAAGUUGUUAUUUCGAGGAAUCGACUCUUUGGUCCACCAGCCAUAUGUUCGUUAAUUCAAUGGUUUCCUUGUAACUCCUUGAUCUGGUCAGUGUUAUAUAAUCAAUCAUUAGAUGUGGAAGGGAAAUCUUCUCUAAUAUGUGAACCAGAUAACAACUUGUCUUGUCAGUCAGGAAGAAUAUUGGAUACUCUUGGCCACACUGGUAAAAUUUUACAAGUUGCUGUUCAUCCUUUUAUGCAUGAAGUUGAGCUUGCUGUUUCCUUGGAUUCUAACGGGUUACUUAUAUUUUGGUCAAUAUCCAACAGUUCUUAUAGCCUUUCGGGUCUGCCAACAUUUACUCCUCCAUGGCAAUUUAUAGGGAAGCUUAUCCUGCAGUAUACCAUAACUCAGGAUACAAGCUUGUAUUGGGCUCCUUCGUGGCUGGAAGAAGACCAAAUUCUUCUCAUUGGACAUGAUCAAGGAAUAGAUUGCCUUGUUGUUAAAACUCUCUUAACUGAAGAAGACAAGAUACUAUGCCAUAAACUUUGCACUAUUCCUUUCGUCGGGAAUGGUCACUUAGAUGCGCCUGACAAGAUAGUCUCAGUUCCCUUACAUUCCCCUCAUAAAGAGAAUAUCAAAUCCAAUAGUUUCGUUCUUAUGGGGGUAUGGAUGAAAAGUUGUGAUAUUCAAUCAUGGAAAGUGACCUUGCAUUCCUACGAGCAAUCUGAAAGCGUCCACCUGUACAACGAUGACACUGGAAAUAAUGCUGAAUGCAGCCCAUGUAUUUAUAAAACUGACUUUGCUGGUAAAACAUUUUGCGUGGCUGUAAAUCCGUGCUCAUCGUAUUUGUCAGAUGUUCAUGACGAAGUUACAAGUGUCUCUGUGGUGUCCCGUAGUACACCGAUGCAUUCUCUGCAGAACAAGGUGGUAAAUGAUAUUAGUCUGAACAAUUUUCCAUAUCACAUGGCCACAGGACACUCUGAUGGUAGGUCAAGACUCUGGAGGAUUAACCUAUCUGAAUUAUCAGUUGGUCGCACUCCUUUUGAGCUUGUAGGUAUAUUUAGUUCCCUUCAAAGCCCUGUUAUUGCAAUAUCUGUAGCUGAUGGGGGUCAGAAGAUUGCUACCGUAUGUUCAGACGCUCUUUCAAAUAAUGUGAACAUGCUUUAUAUAUGGGGACCUCUGCAUCUUACAGGUGCUGGGACUCUGGAAUUGGAAGACAAGAUAUGCCUGAAUGGAGAAGUUGUGGCUUUCAAUUGGUUUCUAAUUGAAAACAUAUUAUUUCUAGGGGUCUGUUUCCAGAAUGAGCUGCACAUUUAUUCCCAAAGAGUUUGUAGUGUUCAGACUUCAGUGGACCUGGAGAAUUUGCCAGAAUCGUCCACCUGGAUUUGCAUUGGUGUUGUGCGUACUUCACCUUCUAUCUACGACUUUGUUCUAGGGCCAAGGGGCACACUUGUAAUCAUUCAUGAAAAGUACUUUACUCUCUUCAGUCCCUGGUCGUUCUUUACAGGUAACGAGCAUCUGACUGAUAGAAAGAAAAAUGGGAUGGAUAAUUAUAGUCCUGCAUACUCUGUGGGUAAAAUUCAUGUGUUUGAAGAGUUGUCUUCUGAAAAAAGCAGCGAGGGGGACAACUUUUGCCCUCCUACUACAAAGGCACAUAGUGAUGUACAUAGCUUUCUGAUUGGUGAUGGUACUCAACGAAUUCCUAUCUCACCGAACAAGAACUAUUUCUUGAAGAUGACAGUAGUUGCUGAAAAGUUGUGUGGUCCUCUGGCUUUCUAUCACCCUGAAGCACUAUUGACGAAUAUAUAUACAGGCAACUGGAGACGUGCAUAUGCAGCUGUUUGUCAUCUUUUUGAGUGUUUAACCUCUAAUUCUAAAGUUGACCAAAGAGUUUCUCUUCCGAAGUCUAGUAUCAUUAUUAAGCAGAUCAAACUCUCAAAGUAUUUUGAAGGACAGUCAUCAAAAGAAGGUGCUAGUCAAGGACUUCAGUGGAGCAACGAUUUCGAUACAAACUCUUGGUCUCAACAUUCAGAUGGAAGGCUGAUGCAUUUUGCGAAUAAUUCUGCGAGUAAUGCUAUCAACUGUGUGCCCGCUACAUCUGCCACAAGUUAUGAGUCAAAUGGAUUCCAUGAACUGCUGGAGAAAUUGUGCACUCAUCAAGCUGUCACGAAUUCACAGAAGAUGCAGAUGCUUGCAAUCAUAGACCUUUUGAAUGAAAUUAGCAAUUCACAAUCGACCUCUGCAUAUGGAAGCCUUGAUGACGCAGGAAAAAGGUUUUGGUGUGGAAUAAGGCUUCAGCAAUUGGAUUUUCUUAGGAAAUACCGUAGAAUUCCAUCAAUUGAAGAGUUAGUUGUUGACUCUAGGCUGAUGGUUUGUGCCUUCCAUUCUGAUUGUCAAGCGAUCUUAUUUAGUACUAUUCUACCGACUGAGCCGUCUUGGGGAGAUAUGCGGAAGUUGGGUGUUGGCUUUUGGUUUACAAACCUAUCAGAUUUACGCAGCAAGAUGGAGAAGUUGGCUAGACGUCAGUAUCUGAAAAAUAAAGAUCCAAAGGCGUGUGCACUUCUAUACAUAGCAUUAAAUAGACUUCAAGUCUUGGCUGGCCUCUUCAAGAUCAGUAAGGAUGAGAAGGACAAGCCCCUAGUUGCUUUUCUAUCUCGCAAUUUCCAGGAAGAGAGACAUAGGGCUGCUGCUUCAAAAAAUGCUUAUGUGUUAAUGGGGAAACAUCAAUAUGAGUUGGCAAUUGCUUUCUUUUUGCUUGGAGGUGAUACUAUUUCUGCCAUCACUGUUUGUGCUAAGACUCUCGGUGAUGAACAACUUGCUCUUGUAAUUUGUCGGCUCAUUGAGGGUCAGGGUGGAGCAUCAGAGCGCCACCUAAUAUUUAAGAUUUUACUUCCUUCUGCUGUUGAGAAAGGCGACUACUGGCUUGCGAGUGUGCUGGAGUGGGAAAUCGGUAAUUACCUUCAAUCGUUUCUGACUGUUCUUGGUUUGCAAGGAGAUUCUUAUGCCACUGAAUCUGAGAAAUCUUUUAGACCUGCCGCUUUUCUUGACCCUAGUAUUGGGCAGUACUGUCAAAUGUUGACAGCCAAGAAUAGCUUGAAAAAUGCUGUUGGGGAACAGAACACCGCUAUUUUGUGUCGUUGGGCUGUAGUGAUGAUUGCUUCUGCAUUUAACAAACAUGGCCUUCCACUUGAAGCUUUGGAGUGCCUAUCAUCAUCUUCCAUCAUUCUUGGAGUUCUGGAUAAGAGAACAAAUGAUGUAGAUUCUGAAAUGCUUCCCAGAAUAAUGCUUCCAUCUCCAGCUAAUUCUUUUAGGUGGCUGUCACAUGAGGUAGCCUGUCAUUUGGCUUACCAAACCAAAUUAGAUCUAGCGCUGCAGUAUGCCAUCAAAAUUUUUGAGGAGCAUCCGUGUUGUCUUGUCACUAGUUCGGUGUUAUCAAAAGCUGGUGCUGUUGAGGCUAGCUCUCCGGAGCACGAGAUAAGUCAAUAUGGUGCUCUUCUUGAAAAUUUUGAACAGUUGUUGGAUUCCGAACUUGCAUAUCUAGAGCAGAAGUUUUCUGUGGAGCGGGAUGUACUGCUUGAUAAGAUUUUUGUUUCUUUAGACAAUGAUAAGCUGUUGCUCAGCGGCUAUCAUGGUUUUGCUUCUCAAGUUCAUUUGCUUCCAAAAAGCCAUGGUGACUGUACUUCACCCCGGCUGCUCAAAAAGUUUAUAAAUGUGACCGAACAUUUGUCUUAUUCACUUUCAAGGUUUGUUAUUGCUAGCAGCAUAGCCAGUUCCUGGACGUUGGCUUCAACCGAGCAGAGUUUGACUGUCGGCAAACCAUAUUGCUGCUUCCAAUUUUUGGAAUUUUACGUGCAGGGUAUUUUAUUAACAAUCUCCAACCUAGAAGCUGCUAUAAUGAAGCUUUGUAGUGGUAGUUCUAGAGAUUUUGUUGGGAAGUGCAUUAUUGCUUUUGAUUUAUGCAAGUAUUGUAUAUAUUUCGCUUCAGCAAUGCUUCAACAUAACCUGAAAGCACUUGAUAUACUGUUGCAACCUGUCUCGGUGCCAUGCCCUGAUGGAAAAUAUGAAGAUAUUGACAUUGUAAGCUUGAGGACAAUACUUGGACAGGUUGUCGAGGCACUCAGUCUUAAAUCACCAGACCUUAAUGCUCUACUGGAUCCUCAAGGAUUGCAGCAGAAAAAGGAAGGGGACACAGCGUCUAUGAUUCCAGAAGAUGAGAAAUGGAUAAUUCUUAGGUUGUGUUUGUGGCAACAUCUGUUUAAGUUCAUCAAAUUCCAGCUGAAUCAGUUAUUCAGUGAACUAUCUUGUGACAAUGCAGCUAAUACUUCUGUCUCAGAUCCUAGUUUAUCUCUUACCCCUGAUAGUAAUGGUUCCCUGAAACAUGUUAGACAGGCCUUAAUUGUCUUUAUUGAAACGAUAGGAAACACCUUCACUCAUAUACCACCUCAUACUGCAAGGCAGCUCGCCAUUUUUCUACAGCAGAAGGCAGAGGGUGGAACCUCUCAGCCUAUUCUAAUGUGGUUGGAGGAACUUACCCAAUCUACUCCUAGUGUGCUUCUUGAGGAUCAGAAUGGAGGUUCUGGUUCUUCAGAAACUUCUGAUAAAGAAAAUUCAUCUUCAUGCUCAAAGUUACUAACGAUCUGCAAUUGUCCUGAAACGGUCUCUGAAAUGCUUGCUCAAUUACCAAUUAAGUUGUCAGAGCUUAUUCACACAAACGCUGGUAAAGGGUGGAACCAUUUGCACAUGGGUGUUCUGGGAGAGCAUGAAAAACUGGAAAGUUAUAAGCAAGAAGGUAUAUUUGAAAGCAGUCCUCGUAGUAAUAGAAGUAAAAGCCCUUCUACAGGUUCUGAACAGAGUCAUAACCUUCUGGAUUCUGAUAGGAAGGGGGCAGCUCUCACAAAGAAGUUAGUUCCUUUCAGCAAUCCUAAAGAAAUUUACAGGCAGAAUGGAGAACUGUUGGAGGCGUUUUGUAUUAAUUCCAUAGAGCAACAGCAGGCUGCACUUGCAAGCAACAAAAAGGGAAUAAGUUUCUUUAGUUGGGGUGAUGGGUUGCCUUGCAGAGAUCCAUCAGACUUUGUCUGGGCACAAGCUGAUUGGCCACAGAAUGGUUGGGCUGGUGCCGAAUCUACUCCAGUUCCUACAUUUGUUUCUCCUGGUGUUGGUCUUGGAAGUGAUAAAAGCUCACAGGUUGGAUUGGGUGGAGUUAAAAGUGGUGUUGGUUCUCAAGCAAGAUUUGGAAGCGACUUGACUGGUGGUGGAGCAUUUGGAAUCCCGGGUUAUGCUGGCAUUGGCGCCACUGGCAUGGGCUGGGGAAUUCAAGACGAACUCGACAAAUGUGUUGAUCCUCCAGCUACAUUGAAUAAUGUAAAUGGAAGUGCUUUAGCUGCUCAUCCUUCAAGGCCUUUCUUUCUAGUUGGGUCUAGUAACACCCACAUUUACCUAUGGGAGUUUGGUGAAGAGAAAGCUACUGCAACUUAUGGAGUACUAGCUGAAGCUAAUAUACCUCCUCCAUAUGCUCUUCCUUCGGUUACUAGUUUGCAGUUUGAUCGCUGUGGCCAAAGAUUUGCCAGCAGUGCAUCAGAUGGAACUGUGUCCGCCUGGCAACUGGAGGUGGGAGGAAGGAGCAAUGUCAGACCAACAGAGUCAUCUCUCUGCUUUAAUGGCCAUGUUUCGGAUGUCUGUUAUGUGGGAACAAGUGGGUCAAUUAUUGCUGCUUCUGGUUACAGUUCAAACAGUGUUAAUGUGGUUAUAUGGGAUACGCUAGCUCCCCCAUCGAGCUCCCGAGCUUCUGUGAUGUGCCAUGAAGGUGGUGCCUGUUCCAUUGCUGUGUUUGAUAAUGAUGUGGGAACUGGUUCUGUUUCUCCUCUAAUUGUUACCGGUGGAAAAGGCGGUGACGUCGGACUUCAUGAUUUCCGGUAUAUAGCAACAGGAAAAACCAAAAGACACAAACAUUUGAACAGUAUUGAGAGGAUCACUGAUACAGCUGCUAUUGGUAUACGAUCUGAGCUCUCCUCAAGUGUAGGAGAUCAGAAUCGACAUGGAAUGCUAUGGUAUAUACCAAAGGCUCACUCAGGGAGUAUUACUAAGAUUGCAACAAUUCCAAACACAAGUUUGUUCUUGACUGGAAGCAAGGAUGGAGACGUCAAACUUUGGGAUGCUAACAGAGCAAGCUUGAUCUUUCAUUGGCCAAGAUUGCACGAGAGACAUACUUUUCUCCAGCGUAGUACCCAAAGCUUUGGGGGAGUCACUAGGGUUGGUGUCACAGAUAUUCAAGUCAUUUCUGAUGGGUUUCUUACCUGUGGAGGCGAUGGUUCAGUAAAACUGGUCCAGUUAAACAAUUUUCUAUUUUGAAAUACGGAGUAUCUAAUCUAUACAGCAUAUAGGAAGCUACUCGCGGGAGGUCAGUAAAACUGAUCUAGUUAAAGAAUUUUUAUACUGUGAAAUGCCGAUUAUCUAUAGUCUGAGCUUUAAGGAAGCUACUCGCAGGCCAAAGUCUGGUGUUGCAGUGUGAAUCCUUUGUGCUCUCUCUCUCUCUCUUCCUGCAAUUGCUCAAGUGUAUAGAGGAUUUUGCUCAGGAUCAUAAUACACAUCUUGGUAUCCCACCUUGAAGGAACUGCAGAAAACUUUCUUCAACCACAGUGCAGAUUUUCACACAGGAUCUAAUCUGAACAACUGUAAAUUGUUAAACUUCAAAACUGUUCAAGGAUGCUUCGGUGCCGUCUCCUUGUGUUAUCGAGAAUCUAAUGUACCUGAUUUUAAGCCCCUAAUAAAGGUGUGCUGAGAGAAAUAGAUGAUGGGCAACAAUUUGUUCCCUAAUAUGUUGUACAAUCUAGCUCAUAGGCUGUCUAGAGUACGUUUUGUAGGUUUAGUCUGUGGUUACUGGUUAACAUUUGUAAAUUUGUAACAUUAGUGUUGUAAAAUGGAAUAUUUAUAUACACAAUCAUGGCUUCUGUAAUUGUACUUGAACGAUAAAUGUGAGAGAAAGUUGUGUUCACAUCAAAGAA
Messenger RNA from Spinacia oleracea (spinach), 8285 nucleotides. RefSeq lists its product as uncharacterized. NCBI's taxonomy places the organism in Eukaryota, Viridiplantae, Streptophyta, Magnoliopsida, Caryophyllales, Amaranthaceae. Gene Ontology annotation, molecular function: protein binding. The record is from RefSeq and is a predicted model, not a curated record. The transcript has 16 exons. Gene Ontology annotation, biological process: vacuolar acidification. Bases 58 to 7632 code for a protein of 2524 amino acids. Gene Ontology annotation, cellular component: RAVE complex.